UUCGUAAACCCGCAAGAGGGCGCAGUCUUCGCGUGAUGUUGUUACAUACUGUAUGGGCGUGUGAGUGCUUGUGUGAAAAAUUAUGUGUUUUGUGAUGUUUUAACCGCUAAUGGAGAAUAAAAACGGUAUAAGGACUGCGAUGUAAAUGAGACAGCACCACACGCCACAAGUGCCUUAGAACAAGCCAACGAAGUGCCUGAUAGAUUUAGUAGCGAAACGAUAUUUCGAUAACGAUUUACGAAACCUAUAUUUUUGAUACCAAGUGACCAGUCACCGCAAGCACCACAGGGGUCGUGACGCAGUCUGCGCGAGCGCAUCGAGAGCGCACUGCAGGACAACUGGCGGCGGCUGACAGCCCCAACGCACGGUCCAUUCCAAAGCCGACCCCGAAACCGGUCGUUCAGCCAGGAGCGACAUAGACGUCGACGAGGCAGCUCCCACUCGCUACAACUCGAAGACUACAUUGACAGACCGGAUAAUAUUGCCACAAUACACAGAGCGCCUUCCCUGAACAAGAUGGCGACGCUCUCGCUGAAGAUAUCCCUGGAGGGCGGUAAGGUCGUGAAGACCAUCCAGUUCGACCCAACCACCACCGUCUAUGACGCCUGCCGGAUCAUCCGCGAGAAGAUCCUGGAAGCUAGCUCUAGCGAUCCAAAAGAAUACGGGCUCUUCCUGCCGUCUGAAGAGGACAACAAGAAGGGAAUAUGGCUGGAGGCGUCUCGCAGCCUGGACUACUACAUGUUGCGCAAUGGGGAUCUCUUGGAGUACAAUAAGAAGACCAGGAAUCUCCGUGUUAGGAUGUUGGAUGGCACGGUGAAAACCCUUCUAGUCGACGACAGCCAGAUCGUUGCCAACCUCAUGGUCGUCAUAUGCACCAAGAUUGGUAUCACCAACUACGAUGAGUAUGGACUGGUACGCGAGGAGCAGAGAGAAGAGCCGGACCCUUGCGACAAGCCCAACUACGGCACGCUGACCCUCAAGCGGAAACAUCAGGAGAAGGAGCGCGAUGCCAAGAUGGAGCAGCUGAGGAAGAAGCUCCGAACUGAUGACGAGGUGAACUGGGUUGAACCAGCGAAGACCCUUCGCGAGCAAGGCAUCGACGUGACUGAGACGCUGCUGCUGAGACGCAAGCUGUUCUUCUCGGACCGAUGCGUGGACUCCCGGGACCCCGUGCAGCUGAACUUGCUGUACGUGCAGGCACGCGACGCCAUCCUCGACACCACCCACCCCGUCACGCAGGACAAAGCGUGCGAGUUCGCCGGCAUUCAAUGCCAGAUCCAAUUUGGGGACUACAAUGAGAGCAAGCAUACACCCGGGUUCUUGGACCUGAAAGAAUUCCUCCCAGCUUCGUACGUGAAAGUCAAGGGCAUUGAGAAGAAGAUCUUCAAGGAACAUCGUAAGCACGCUGGACUGAGUGAGCUGGAUGCGAAAGUGUUGUACACUAAGAGUGCUCGAGACCUGAAGACUUAUGGUGUCGCUUUCUUCCUUGUUAAGGAGAAAAUGAAGGGCAAGAACAAGCUGGUGCCUCGUUUGCUGGGCGUGACGAAGGACUCAGUGCUGCGUUUAGACGAGAAGACCAAGGAGAUCCUGCAGACCUGGCCUCUGACCACAGUCAGGCGGUGGUGCGCCAGCCCUAACACCUUCACGCUGGAUUUUGGUGAUUACAGCGACCAGUACUACUCGGUGCAGACCACAGAAGCGGAGCAGAUCCUGCAAGUAAUAGCUGGUUAUAUCGACAUCAUAGUUCGCAAGCAGCGUGCUAAGGACCACCUUGGCAUCGAGGGUGACGAAGGGUCCGCCAUGCUCGAAGACUCCGUAUCGCCGAGCAAGGCGAACAUCAUCCAACACGACACAUUCAAGUCGGGUAAAGUGAACACCGAAUCGGUCGCUAAACCAGCCGUGCUCAGACCCGGGGCUGAAGGUGCUAAGCCGUUCGCCGUGGGGCACAUCACUGGGGCGCAACAAACUACGAUCUCUGGGCAAAUUAUUACCGGGCACACUCCGCCAGCCGCAACUCAAGUGCAGCAGACGAAGGUGACAUCGGUAAUGACGGAGCCGCAACGCGCUCUGCUCACCACCAUAAGCAGCGGGCGCGAGAUUAUCAAGCACACCGAGGAACAUCUUACUAGGGCGGAGCUCCCAGCGCUGGGCGGCGACGCGGCCGCCGUCAAGUGGAAGGCGGUUACCAUGGAGACCAACAAACAGGUCGUGACGUCACAGAUCGCCGCCAUGAACGCGGCCACUGCGCAGGUCGUCACGCUCACUUCCGGACCGACUGAGGAGGUGGACCACACAGCCGUGGGAGCUGCUAUUACCACCAUCACCACCAACCUGCCUGAAAUGACUAAGGGCGUACAGAUGAUCGCGGCUCUAAUGGACGACACUGACAACGGAGAUCGUCUACUGGACGCAACAAGGAAGCUGUGCAGCGCGUUCAGCGACCUGCUGAAGGCUGCCGAACCUGAGACUAAGGAGCCUCGCCAGAACCUGCUCAACGCAGCCUCCCGCGUCGGAGAGGCCUCCACCACGGUCCUGCACACCAUCGGCGAAGAAACCGAGGAAGACAAGGAGACUCAGGACAUCCUCCUUUCCCUGGCGAAGGCAGUGGCCAACACUACAGCUGCCCUGGUCCUCAAAGCCAAGAACGUGGCAGCACAAUGCCGCGACGACCAGCCACUGCAGAACACCAUCAUACACGCGGCGACGCAGUGCGCUCUGGCCACCAGCCAGCUUGUCGCUUGUGCCAAGGUCGUAGCACCAACGCUACAAAACCCGGCGUGUCGCGAGCAACUGAUCAGCGCGGCGCGACAAGUCGCUCAAGCGGUCGACCGACUAGUCGACGCUUGUCGCCUCGUCCCCGACCACGCCGGCCCGGGGGUCGAUCAGCUGACGCAAGCUGCCCAACGCGUCACCCAGGAGUUGGACAAGUUGCUAGCUCAUUGCAACCUCGAGCGUCGCGUCCAACCAACAGUGACAGAGCGCUCUGUAGAGUCAGUAAUGGUGGCGUCUGAACGAGUGACCACUGCUGCCGACUCCAGUGAGAUGGUGCGCCAUGCCAGGCUGCUGGGACAAGCCACGGCUACCCUCAUCACUAAUAUCAAGACGGAGGCAGAGAAACAGCCGUCAGAAGCACAGCGCAAGUUGCUGGCCGCAGCAAAAUUGCUGGCUGAUGCCACCGCGAGGAUGGUGGAAGCUGCCAGGCAGUGCGCUACAUCCCCACAGGAUCGCGAGAAACAAGAAGCUCUCCGCAAAGCAGCGGAAGAACUACGCUACAUCACGGUCGACUACGCUCAGGGGCAAGACAUAGUGGGCUCGCAAUUGGCUAGGCUUCAAGACAGUGCCAGGCACGCAGCCAGCAGCGCCACGCAGCUGGUAGCCAGCUCACAACACGCCGAGCGGUACAACACUAACAAAUAUUCACAGGAAACCCUGCUCCAAGAAUGCCGCACGCUAACUGACACGGUGCCACGCGUGGUCGAAGCGGUAAAGGUCUCGUCCACGAGGCCAGAGCAAGCUGUGGCCCAGCUGGAUCUCAUCUCAGCGUGCGAGGCCCUGCUGCAGCCAAGCGGGCACGUCAUACAGGCAGCCAGGGCGGUGCUGCCAACAGUCACUGACGCACCCACCGCUAAGAACCUGCAAGACACCACGCAUAGCUUCACUAACAGCUGUGCUGAUUUGAGGUCAGCCGUAUCCCGCGCGCGUAUAUCGUGCAAGGGGCUGGAGCUGGACGCGGCGGCCGAGAUCAUCCGCUCCCUGCAGGGCGAGCUGGACGAGCUGGAGGAAGCCGCGAGAGCCUUCGAGCUGCGCCCGCUGCCCGGCCAGACUGCGGAGUGGGCGUCGCAGGCGAUGCAGUCGUCGUCCCGCGCGACGGCGUCCAGCACGGCGGCGCUGGUGUCGGCGGUGCGGCUGCGCGCGCCCGAGGCGGCCGCCCGCGCCGGCGGGGACCUGGCCGCCAACCUCAGGGACUUCACCAGCUCGCUGCGGGCCUCCACGGCCGCCAACAGCGAGCCGCCGGCCAGGGAGAGGAUGAUAUCGUCGGGCCGCCAAGUGUUGACUUCAUCGCUCACGCUGGUUGAAACCGUCAAGACGUACCUCACCACUUCGGAGACCAUCGACACUGCGACCAUUGUGUCCAUUGCCAAGGAUAUCUCGCAGAACCUAGAACAGACGAUGGAAGCGGUGCCCUCGCACACUGAACUCGACAGGGCGAUGGAAAACAUUAACGAAACCCUCAAUAUACUCAACAUGGGAGAGUUCCCGCCCUCGGACAAGACAUACGGCGAAUUGCAGUCGGAGUUGAACGCGGCGGCCGUGGGUCUGAGUUCGGCGUCCUCCGAGGUGGUGCAGUCAGUGGAGCGGCCCGAUUCGCUGGCUCGCUCCAGCCGCCAGCUCGGGGACGCCUUCAACCGCCUGCUCGGCGUCUCCAUGGAGAUGGCUGGACAAACUGAAGACCGGGAGACGCAGUCGCUGAUGGUGAGCUCGAUGAAGUCGGUCACCGUCAACUCAUCCAAGCUGCUGGGCACCGCCAAGUCUGUCAGCCAGGACCUUACCCGACCGAACGCUAAGAACCAACUCGCGGCCGCUGCUCGCGCUGUCACCGAGAGCAUCAAUCGAUUGGUGGACGUGUGCACAGAAGCCGCCCCGGGUCAGAAGGAGUGUGCGGCAGCCAUCCGCAGCAUUGAGAGCACGCGGCCGCUACUCAACUCGCCCACAGAGCCCGUCAACGAGCUGGGAUACUUCGCCUGCCUCGACUGCGUCGUUGAACAGAGCAAGGGGCUGAGUGAAGGCAUGUCCGGUAUGGCGUCGGCAGUGAAGAGGUCCGAGCACGAGCAGUUCGCUCGCUCCGUGGGCGGCGUAGCAACAGCCGUUCAAGGACUUGUCGAGUGCACCGCCCAGGCUGCGUAUUUGGUGGCGGUGUCGGACGAGACGAGCGUGGCGGGCCGUCCCGGGCUGGUGGACCAGGCCCAGUUCGCGCGCGCCGCCGUGGCCAUCGACCAGGCCUGCCGCGCGCUCUGCGACUCCAGCAGCAACCAGCAACAGGUGCUAUCAGCGGCGACAGUGAUAGCGAAACACACGAGCGCGCUCUGCAACGCGUGUCGCGUCGCGUCCGGCAAGACCGCCUCACCACAAGCAAAGCGUCACUUCGUUCAGGCCGCCAAAGACGUCGCCAACUCGACAGCUAAGCUGGUGAAGGAGAUCAAGGCUCUGGAUACUGACUAUAGUGAGUCGAACCGCGCCCGCUGCGCGGCGGCGACGGCCCCGCUGCAGGACGCGGUGAGCAGCCUGUGCCAGUUCGCCGACAGCCCCGAGUUCGCCAGCGUGCCCGCCAGGAUCUCCGCGCAUGCGCGCCGCAGCCAGGACGCCGUGCUCGACUGCGGACGGAACAUAAUAUCCGGGUCCUGCUCGAUGCUGGAGUCGGCUAAAGUGCUAGCUCUACAACCCCAGGAGAGGUCGCAGUGGCAGGCGCUGGCCGCGCACAGCAAGACCGUCUCCGACAGCAUCAAGUCGCUGGUCACCAACAUCAGGGAGAAAGCCCCGGGACAGCGCGAGUGUUCCGCGGCCCUGGACACGCUCAACAAACAGCUGAGAGAACUUGACCAGGCCGCUAUACAAGCGGUGGCACAGGAGCUCGUCGCCAGGAAGACUCACUCGCUUCAAGGAUACUGCGAGCAGAUCGAGAACAGCUCGACGGAGAUGCUGGAACGGCUGGAGCCGCUCAGAACGGCAGCUAAGAGUGAGGCUGAAAACCUGGGACACUCCGUCAUACAGCUGGUAUCGUACGCAGAGCCGCUGGUGUCAGGCGCGGUAGGCGCCGCCUCCAACGUGACAGAGUCCCGGACUCAAGCAGCCCUGUUGGAGCACACCAGAACUGUGAUGGAGACGCUCGCGCUGCUGAUCCAAGCUGCCAAAAACUCCGGUGGGAACCCUAGGGCAAUGAACGUGCACGGCGAGGUGGACGGGCAGACGGAGCUGGCGCGACAGAACAUCACGGAGCUGACGGCGUGCGUGCGCGAGCUGACCACGCAGCAGGGCGCCGUGGGCCCGCUGCUCGACGCCAUGUGCCGCAGCAUCUGCCGCCUCACGGAACACAGGAUGUCCCUGGUAGGCUCGUACGACGAGUCGGAUUCGUUCGUCGACUACCAGACCCGCAUGGUCGGCGCCGCUAAGGAGAUCGCGCGCAUCGCCACUGAUAUGACUGCUAAGUCGGCGACAGACGCGAGCCGCCUUGUUCAGCUCGGCAGCGAGAUGUGUCAGAAGUACGAACAACUAGCGCAGGACAGCGUCGGGGCCUCCGCCACCACGCCCAACGCCGACGUCGCCAACAGGAUCCGUCUAGCAGUGGUGGAGCUGGGCGAGGGUGUGUCGGAGCUGAUCAAGGGCGGCGGCCACUGCCGGCUGGCGGCCACGCCGCAGAACCAGCGGCUCGUGGCAGACGCCGCCAAACACGUCAAUGAGAAGGUGGUAGCAGUGCUGAGUGCGCUCCAAGCGGGCUCGCGCGGCACUCAAGCUUGCAUCGAUGCAGCGGCCACUAUAGCUGCCAUCAUCGGAGACCUGGACACCACCAUACUCUUCGCUAGUGCUGGAACACUCCAUUCGGAGAAAGAGAACGAUACAUUCUCGGACCACCGCGAGAAUAUCCUGAAGACUGCCAAGACGUUGGUGGAGGACACCAAGACCCUGGUGGGAGGCGCGGCCGGCACGCAGGAACAACUGGCCUCGGCCGCCCAGAGCGCUGUCACCACCAUUGUGCAACUAUGCGAAGUCGUCAAACUGGGCGCGAUGUCGCUCGGCUCCGGGAACCCUGAGCCUCAGGUUCUACUCCUACACGCGGCCAGAGACGUGGCGUCCGCCCUCAGGGACCUCGCCAGCGCGACCACUGCGGCCAGCGGAAAGCACGUGUCACACCCUGAUAUGCAACGGCUGAAGCAUGCUGCCAAGCGCGCGGAGAAACGCUGGAGUAUGCCGGUGAAGCAGAACGCUCUGCGCAUGAAACGCCUCUCCCUCCAACCCAGGGACUCUUGCGACUCCGAGACGGACGUCUUCCAAUCCGACCAGGAGGAAGAACUACUCAAACUCCUAGACUACUCCAGUCAAGACGACGAUGUCUCUCCGUCCAUAUUCCACGACGAUUGCGAAGAGGUCAUCGCGUACAUAGAGACUUUAAUGAAGAAUGUUAUCAAACGAGCGAUCAAAGACGAAGGCCUAAAUGAAAGGUACAAUCUAGUGGCUAGAAACAGUCUAGUCGACAUGGAUUGGAGGGUGCUGAAGUACGGAGAGAACAUCUUCCUUGGAGAAAUCAAGAAGUUGGUAGACUUGACUGCUGAUACCGGGGACAAAGCAGAAAGGAAAAGAAAGAAGGACGUUUUACAAAGAUUGAAAGCUAAUUCUGAUCUUGAUAAUGAAAUGAAAAGGCUUUCCCAAGUUAUUGAAGACUUGGAUUCUGAAAUGGAAGUUGAAGAUACUAACAAUAAUAAAGUAACUGAAGUAAAGGCUGUAGAAACAGUUCCUCAUAAAAAACCUAAGGUAGAAGACAAGAAAACUAAACUUAAGAAUCCUGUUUUCAAAAUCAAAAAGGUUAAACCAGUCAAUUUGAUUAUUAAUCUAGAUGCCACUUCAAAAUCUCCUGAAAUCAAAUCAGUCGAGCCUCUAAAAGUACAAAGUCCUGAAAAACAAAAGGAUGAGUCUACUGAAAUUGUUGUAAAACCUGACGUUGUAGCGAAGGAAUUCACAACUGAAUUCUGGAAAAUGUUCAAAGAUGACUCUGAAUGGUGGAAAGCUUUGGCCAAGAGGAACUUGCAGAAAAUGGAAGAGACUAGAAAAGAAUUGGAAAGAUUCAGCGGUCAUGAACUAGUACUUGAAGAAUUCCAUAAAGAAAUAGAUAGAUACGAAAAAGAAAAGCGAACCUUACAAUCGUUUAUUGAAGAAGUUGACAACUCCAAAGCCGUGGACAAAGAUUUGGAAUACGACAAGAAAUAUGAAGACAUGGUUUUAAAACUAAUAGAAUUUGCGAAAAAGGACUUUAUUUAUAAAGGUUUCGAUCCUUUAAUUGAACAACUUAAAGCACUAUCAAACAUACAGAUAGAAGGACGUAAGAAAAAGGUUGUGAAAAUCCAAGACAUCAUAAACAUUUACACACAGAUCGACAUAUCGAAAUACACGUACGAAGAGCUAUGUCUCUUAGAGAAAUAUUACAAAGAAAUCAUAAGAAAAUACAAACAAGAAAACAAUAUGAUCAUCAAUGAAAAAGAAAACAUAGUUCCUAGGCUUCCUAGAGAAGACAGAUCUCCUAGUUUAGUAAGAGAAGAAACUAAGUCAGCCCCUCCUUCUUACCAUAAAAACGUGAUACUAAACAUACAUUCUAGUCAAAACUUAACUAAAAACGUAAACCACUACUCGAGUCAUCAUAUUGUAUCCAACGGAGACUCGCUAAAACGCUCAAAGUCUAAUAAUAGAAACUCACAAAUUGAAAUCUUCGAUCUCACUAGAACAUAUCCAAUGGAAUACUACGCUAACAACUGGUGGUCAAUAUACGAGGACAUUCUAAAAAGCCGAGAACAGCAAUUCGGUUCGAUUGACAACUGGUGGAGUUUCUACGAAGCAAUAUUGAAGAAACAGGACACGUCAGAUGAAGAACUGAAGAGGAUAAGAGCCGUAGUGGAAUACAGAAACAGUUUAAGAAGGCGACCGAACAGCCGAAUGGAGGAGCAACUCAGAAUGCUAGAUGAGAUCAAAAAUAACAGAUUCCAAGAGACAGAGGAACAAACGAGUGCCAACAAAGAUUCGGUGAUGGUGACAAACGUGACGUCACUGCUGAAGACGGUGAAGGCGGUAGAGGAUGAGCACACGCGCGGCAUCAGGGCGCUCGAGUCCACCAUCGAGGCCAUCUCGCAGGAGGUCGAGGUGCUACUGUCCCCGACGCCGCCCAAGUCGUCGGCCACCCCCGAGGAGCUGGUCCGCUGCACGCGGCAGAUGACAGUGGCCACCGCGCGCGCCGUCUCCGCCGGCAACUCCAACAAGCAGGACCAGCUCACCGCCGCUGCCAACUUAGGACGGAAGACUGUGCUGGACCUGCUGCAUGCUUGCAAGGCGGCAGCGUUCACAGCGGAGACGGCGGAGCUGCAGGCGCGCACCAUCGAGGCGGGGCGCGAGGCGGCCGCCGCGUACCGCGCGCUGCUGCAGGCCGUGCUGGCCGCGUGCCACGGGGACGCGGCCGCGCGCCACAGCUUCCCCGACCUGUCGCGCCGCGUCGCGCACACCGUCGCCGACAUCAUCGCCGCCGCCGAGCUGCUCAAAGGUUCAGACUGGGUGGACCCUGACGACCCGACAGUGAUAGCGGAGAACGAGUUGCUCGGCGCAGCUGCCUCCAUCGACGCAGCUGCCAAAAAGCUCGACUCGCUGCGACCCAGGAAGAGCGUCAAAGUACAGGAAGCAGAUGAGAGCCUCAACUUCGACGAAAUGAUCUUAGAGGCUGCCAAAUCCAUCAUCACAGCAACAUCGGCCCUCGUCCGAGCUGCCUCCGCCGCGCAGAGGGAACUCAUUGACCAGGGCAAAGUAGCUCGUCGUCCCACGUCCUCAUCAGACGACGGCCAGUGGUCAGAAGGUCUGAUCUCCGCAGCGCGUCUAGUAGCCGCCGCGGCACACUCGCUGGUGGAAGCAGGCUCGGCGCUAGUCCAGGGGGCAGGGUCGGAAGAGAGACUCAUAUCCUCCGCCAGGCAGGUCGCCUCGUCCACCGCUCAGCUGCUUGUGGCUUGCAAGGUGAAGGCCGAUCCGUCAUCAGAGUCGACCCGUCGCCUCCAAGCGGCGGGUGCUGAAGUGAUCCGCUCGACAGACAACCUGGUGCGCGCGGCCAGGGAGGCCAUACAGUGCGAAGAGGAGAGGAGCCUCGUGCUCAACAGGAGGAUGGUCGGCGGCAUUGCGCAGGAGAUCGAUGCCAGGUCGGAAGUGCUACGCAUAGAGAAGGAGCUGGAAGAAGCCCGCGGCCGCCUCACAGCCAUCAGGCAGGCCAAAUACAAGCUGAAGACAGGCGACACGUCCGGAGAGGACACCGACUACGCUGGCUACACCAGCGACGCUUCCGGCGCGCCAAGGUUCAAAACGCCAAACAGCAGCUUCCAAAACACAACAUACAGUCCGAACUCCACUUACACGCCACACACCACACAGAACACAACGAACCUGUCCCAACACGUCUCACAACUGAACCAGUCCAUCCACGGAACACCCACUUCGCCCGGCUACGCCCAAACUUCGCCCGGCUACGCCCAAACUUCGCCCGGUUACGCCCAAACUGCGCCCGGUUACGCCCCAGUUUCGCCCGGCUACGCCCAAACCUCGCCCGGUUACGCCCAAACUUCGCCCGGCUACGCCCAGACAGCGCCCGGUUACGCCCAAUCCUCGCCGGGCUACGCACAGAACGCGCCCCACUCGCCCGGUUAUAACCAAACUUCGAAUGGUUACACCCAGAACGCGAGUCAAUACAGUCAGUCGAGAGAGGAGAAACAGUAUACGGUUCAGAGCCCUACUUUCACCAGCUUCAGGCCUCAAGAGGAGCCUAAACAAAACUAUGAGGGAUUUACCACUCGAAACACCAGAAAUGACAGAACGAUGAAAACGAGCAUGACAGAAGAAACGGUGGUCGUGAGGUCGUUGCAACUGCCUGAAGUCCGGAAAGCGUAUCUUGUAAAUGAUGAAGUGGUCGAAAGGAUCAGUUACAAGAGGGAGCGCGCGCCCCCGCCGCCGCCGCCGCGACGCGUCUCACUCCUAAAUUACGAGACUCGUCUCUACGACACGCCGCGCCCAACAGAAUACAAAACAGAGGAACAACGACACUUCGAAUCUCAGUACUUCUCCAAAGACAGAUUCGGUUACGAAGCACCAAAAACACCUUUGAGUCCAAAAUUCAACGCACGCGAACUCAAAUUCGACGACAAACCCGAACCGGUCUACUCCACCCUCAAGAAACCUUCAGACGGUGUCGGUCAAACCUUCACUGAACACCAGAAAUCCUCCGAAGCAAUCCCUGGAGGCAUCAAACAGUCAGAGUACACGAUCAAAAGCGAAUCCUACUCCAGCUAUCCUAAGGUCGACGUCAUGAAAACCGUAACUAGGGAAGACGUGAAAGCCCCUUUCACUUCGACGCCAUUCAAAUCAGAACAGUCGCACUUCAACCAGUACUCCCAACAAUCCGAAUUCAAAAACACAUCAACGGACCUUGUGAAAGUCCCAACACCAGAAUUCGAACGGAUCUCUUCACCGUACGGCAAAGACGUGCAAAGCUACGGCGGUCCCAACUAUACGGAAGAAACUACCACUGAAGUGAAAGAGAUCCCAAACGGGACACAAAAAAUUACUACAACUAAAAUCUACAGUUCUUCUCCCGUCAACAUUACGACGACCAACACCAAAUACGAGCCGAUAAAACUCGAAGGCAUCGACGAAUUGUCGAAAUCUUUCGACAAUGAUUCCAGAUACAGCACAUUGGAUUCGCGUUUCAACACUCUAGACUCCAAAAUGUCAUCUGACACGAGCCGUUCGUUCAUGAGGCCCUCAGAGUUCCAAUCUCAGGAUUAUCAGACGUCCACUAGUGUGACGAAGGUGAAGAAACCUUCGGAGCUGGUGAAGGAAAUCGAUAGUAUGGAUAAGAAGUUCUCUAAGCAAACGAUUACUUCGGAAAGGAUCGAGAAGAAGUCAGUAAUGACAAGUUCGCACAAGUCCGAAACGAGUUCUACAGUCACGAAGAAGUUUGGAAACUUCUAAGCAAAGUUGUUACGGUGUCGUCGACAGAAGUAGCGUGAUCUGCGCACGUUAUAUUAUUUUUAUUUUAUAAAAAUAUAUAUUUUAUAUAUUCAUACAAUGUAAAUUCUUUAAAUAUUAUAUAUAUACAUUUCUUUUAUCGUAAUACGAUAUUUUUAGAUGUCGUAGAAUAUUAAAAUGGAAGAAAGAAUACAUUUUUGUGCCUUAUUGAUUUGCAGCUUAGAAAUGUAUAUUUAUUUAUUUAUAUACACGAUACAUAUUUUCUAGUGUAGAUAUGCCCACGAUAGGUAAUCGUCCACUGAAGGUAAAAAACACCAAUUCUGAUAGAUUUAGAAUUAUAUACAACUUAAAAGUAUAGUUAUUAUUACACGUAGAUUUAACUUUACGCCUGUAUAUAUAUGAAUUUUGAAAAAAUAACCGUUUGGUAUUUAAAAAAUUACAUAUUAGCAGCUAUAUGUCAAACCUAUGAUAAUUGUCCUGUUUAUUGUGAUAUACAUUAUAAGAUGGACAAUUACAUACAAAAAAUAAACUUGCAAAAUGAUGCAUAACAUAAACAGCCUGUAUACGUCCCACUGCUGGGCACAGGCCUCCCCCUCAUCAACGAGAGAGGUAUGGAGCACACUCCACCACGCUGCUCCACUGCGAUUUAGUGGAAGUGGUGUACGGCAAAAUUAUGGUGAAAUAUUAUAUACGUUUAAAUUCAUAUAUAUAAAGGCGUUAAAACGAAACGAAUGAAAACUUCGUUGUUCAGGCUAAAAUAAGUGUCUUAUUACAUAAUAAUAUUUCAAUCGUGCGAAUUGAAUAUGUAAUCUUUUAAUAUUAUAUAUUAAAAAAUAUGUAACACUUAUUCUCCGUAGAACUAAUUCAGUGUAUUUGAUAUUUACCGUGUAAUUACCAUAUUUAAUGAAUAUAUAAUUAUAAAUGUAAUUUUUGAUACUGUACACUAAAGGUAGGUUGGAAAGGUGGCAUUACGGUAGCUGUAGGUUUUACACGCUGGAGAAAAUUACAAUGCAACUAUUGUAAGUAAAUAUUUUGACUAAUGACUUGUUUAACGCGGAUACAAUAUUUAGCGUUC
Messenger RNA from Pectinophora gossypiella (pink bollworm), 12829 nucleotides. RefSeq names its product talin-1 (gene rhea). Gene Ontology annotation, biological process: cell-cell adhesion. The transcript is spliced from 64 exons. Gene Ontology annotation, cellular component: focal adhesion; ruffle; cytoskeleton. Gene Ontology annotation, molecular function: structural constituent of cytoskeleton; actin filament binding; integrin binding. NCBI's taxonomy places the organism in Eukaryota, Metazoa, Arthropoda, Insecta, Lepidoptera, Gelechiidae. The record is from RefSeq and is a predicted model, not a curated record. Bases 517 to 11757 code for a protein of 3746 amino acids.